AUGGGUGAACUAAAGCCAUAUUUGGCAAUGUUUCUGAUACAAUUAAUAUAUUCCGGAUUGACCUUGUUUUCCAAGGCCGCGUUUAACGAGGGAAUAAACGUACACGUGUUUGUCUUUUAUAGACAACUCACUGGAGCCGUUAUUUUGGUCCCUCUGGCCUUGAUACUUGAAAGGUAUAUAGCAGUGCCAUUUUCAUUCAUUAUCUUCUGCAAGAUUUUUAUGUUUUCAUUUUUUGGACUCACUCUUACUCUAAAUAUGCAAGCUGUUGGCCUUGUUUACACAUCUGCUACGUUGGCCGCUGCAUUUAAUAAUACCCUUCCCGCAUCUACGUUCUUCUUUGCUGUGCUGCUCAGAAUGGAGAGGGUAAAUAUAAGGACAAUAUCUGGAAUUACAAAGAUAGGAAGUGUAUUACUGUGCAUGGUUGGUGUAGCGACUCUAGCAUUUUACAAGGGACCUCAGUUAGGGACUGUGCAUCACAGGCUAUCUGGAUCCCACAAUCACAACAGUCAACAACAUGAAGAUCAUUUUUCAUCUCGCACCAGAUGGAUAUUGGGUUCUUUUCUCCUGUUCUUAGCUAUGAUUAUGUGGAGUUUUUGGCUUAUAAUUCAGGCUCAAUUUCUUAAAAGCUACCCUUCAAAAUUGAUGUUCACGAGCGUUCAAUGCCUAUCAAGUUCAAUUCAGUCAUUUGGUGUUGCUAUAGCUUUUGAAAGAGAUAUCCAGCAGUGGAAGUUGGGUUGGAACAUAGAACUGCUUGCAGUUGUUUACUGUGGGACACUCGUGACCGCGGUGGCCUACUACAUGCAAGCUUGGGUGAUUGAAAAGAAAGGACCAGUUUUUAUAGCAAUUUGGAACCCAUUGAGUUUUGUAAUUGCUACGACAGGUUCUAUAUUGCUCUUGGGCGAGCCCCUGCAUCUUGGGAGCGUUUUGGGUGGGAUUCUGCUGGUUUCAAGUCUCUACAGUGUAUUGUGGGCAAAAAGCAAAGAAGGAAUGACUCAUCAGAAUUCUUUACCUUUUCAAACACAUACAGAAACAACGCAAGCCGUGUAA
Molecule: messenger RNA, 1047 nt
Organism: Abrus precatorius (Indian licorice)
Lineage: Eukaryota; Viridiplantae; Streptophyta; Magnoliopsida; Fabales; Fabaceae
Product: WAT1-related protein At5g64700-like
Exons: 7
Coding region: 1-1047 (348 amino acids)
Cellular component (GO): plasma membrane
Molecular function (GO): transmembrane transporter activity
Source: RefSeq, a predicted model, not a curated record